This is a messenger RNA of Cladocopium goreaui, 1958 nucleotides long. The record is from the annotation of a GenBank genome assembly. NCBI's taxonomy places the organism in Eukaryota, Dinophyceae, Suessiales, Symbiodiniaceae.
AUGGCACCCCGAAAGCCCGAGCUCAAGCCGCAGCUCAUCAAGGAGGCCAGAGAUGCUGGAUUUCUGACGCUGCCUGAAGCGCCCCUGGCUGCUGAUGAGGCCUUGUCAAAACACUACUUGGAUUUCCGCGAAGAGACUGCAGCCAAGCAAAGCUGCUGGUCACGGCCGCAGGAUGCGAACUCUGCACCAAGCAAUGAGCUGAUCCAGAAGACCUUGCAGCCCUGUGAACGGCUUCCUCGACCUUUGCCACCUGGCCUGGGAGGAUCUCGGCUACGGAGGUCUUUGCAGGCUUUUGCUCGGCCACGGCGAAGGAGAACCGAAAGUUCCGUGAUCCAACACAUCUUAGAUGAGGACGACAGUGAUCUCUUUGACGAUGAGAGCGACGAGUCCGACGUGGAGGCGGCCCUGAAGGCCUCGUCUGGUGAGACGGUCGAGGAUCCCUACACUGAGAUGAUGACCGCGGUUGCGGGGGCACCAUGGGGCACCUGGACCUGGUCGUCUCAAAGAACCUUCUCCAAAUUUCUCCGACGUGAUCUCUUCAUGGUGUCUUUGGUCAUUUUUGCUCAUCUUUGGCUGGCGCCGGUCAUGCUGCCGUGGGCUCCAGAGAACAGGUGCACGGUCCGUUUUCCCAUUUUGCGAGCCAUGGAAGUCUUGGUCGAGGCAGCCAGCGAAGUUCCUCAAGGAUGCUUCGUGAGCGUGCGCCUUGGAGACAGUCUGAAACAGCGUCGCUUUGACAAGAACAGUGCCAAGUACUACUUCCCAACACCGGAGGAGAAACGCAAAGCCCGCAUUGAUGUCUACCAGUUAGUCGGCACUUGCUCCGUCCCCAUCGACCCGACCGCAGUUUCUGACAGCAACGACGUGAGUGUUAUUUCAUCAGAUCCCAAGUCGGCCGGAAUGAAGCUGAAAGUGAGCACCACCAACAAAGACGUCAAGCCUGCAGAGGUGGCGAAGCACCGUCAAGAUAUUGAGGCGGAAGCCAAAGAUGGAGCGGUUGGAUAUUUGGCAAAGCACGGCAUUGAGCAGCUCCUCUCAGAUUCCUUGAAGACCAUGCUCAGAAUGAAGCCAGAAGAUCCCAUUGAGUUCAUGUGCAAGUACCUGAAGGCCGAGGGCAAAACCCGCGAAGCUGAACCGAAGCCGGCAGCCCCGGCAGCCCCGGCAGCUGAGCCAUGCACAGCGCCCUUUGCAUUGCGUCCGUCAGUGGGGACUUGGUACAUGCCAUUGAAAACACCCAUCACUGUCCCAGCUGCCCCAGCUGCCCCAGCCGCCCCCGCCGCCGAACCAGCUGCUGCUGCGACACCGGUGGCUGCAGCGGCACCGACUCCUGCGGCUGCAGUGGCGCCGCUUCCGGGUCCACCCUUUGCUUUGCGUCCAUCGGUGGGAACCUGGUACACACCACUGCAGGACGAAUCCGAUGGCCUGUGGAAAGCUUCAAAGGUGAUGAGCAUCAAAGGCUUGGGGCAUUCCGUGGCGGAGUGCUGCGAGGCAGAGCGCGUGCUGACCAAGGCGCUCUUUGAGAUGGAUGGCGAACUGAAAGGUGAAUAUUUCUCCUUCUCUUCUCAUCCGUUGAAACCUUCAGGUUUGAGCUCUGAGGAGACAGAGAUGCUGAAGUCAAAUAAGUUGCUGUUCUCCACCAGUGAGUCCCAAGGACGAGGUGUUUACUUGACUGAGAAUGGUGACAUUGCGCUCUUGCUCAAUGCAGACAAGCAUUUGCAGAUCUUGGUGAAGAAAUCCGCCAAAGCAGCAGCGCAAGAGAUUGACACGGUGGUCUCUGCACUCCAGGGCGGCUUAAGCCAAGACGGUUAUGUUCUGAGUCCAUAGGGCACCUGUCGCCGUUGGCCUUGGACGGGUUAAACAUGUUCGGAACAUGUUAAGACCUGGGCGUUACUUGAUUCUGAGCUGUGAUAGCAGUGCUAUGCAGUGCCGUGCUAUGCAGUGCUAUGCAGUGCUAAUCAAAU